AUGUCGUCGAGUGAAGAGGAGCUAGACCGUAACAUGUCGGAGGAUGAGGACGCUUCAGAGGACGAAAUUCCAGAAGAGGAAGAGGAAGAGGAGGAAGAGACGCCUGUGAAAAAGCGCAAGGCCGUCGAUAGCAAAUCCAAGCCCAAGAAGCGCCGUAAGCCCGUCAACAAAUUUAUUGAAGAGGAGGCCGACGUAGACGAGGACGAGGAAGAAGAAGAAGACGAAGAUGAUGAUUUCUACCGAUCCGAGCGUCAAAUGGCCGAAGAGGUCGAGGCCGGAAACUCGUACCGCUAUGAGCCGCAGGACCGCACGCAGUUUGACGAGUCAGAGAGCGCCGAGGCCAUAGUCAACCGGAUCAAGAAACGCCACCAACAGAGUCGUAGACAGUACGAUGGUGAGGAAGACAGUGGUGAUGUGAUCCAGAGCGAAGUGGCGCAGCAGUCGCUUCUUCCAUCCAUUCAGGAUCCGCGCAUGUGGGUGUUUAAGUGUAAACCUGGUCGCGAGCAGCAUCUCGUGGUGGCACUCAUGAACAAGUUCGUUGAGUUUGCACGCCGUGGCGAACCUUUGAUGGUCAAAUCUGUGGUGGCCUCCAACUCAAAGGGCUUCAUCUAUGUGGAGGCGGAGCGCGAGCCGCACGCGAAAGAUUGUCUAAAUGGUUUGCGUGAUGUACAGCAAUGGUCGAUGAAGCUGGUGCCUAUUCAUGAAAUGACGUCGGUUCUGAAUGUUCAAACGCGGAGAAAACCGCUAGUUGCUGGCGCUUGGGCGCGGAUGAAGCGCGCAGGAUUGUACAAGGGUGAUCUGUGCAAAGUUAUCGAAAUCCUUGACAAUGGGGCGCGUGCUGUGGUGAAAAUGAUUCCGCGGCUGGACCCAGUUGUUUUGUCGGGUGGGGAACAGCUUAAAUACAAAAAAGGUCAACGUCCACCGCAAAAGCUUUUUCACACGAACAUGGUUCCCGGAGCGGACGUGGCCCGUCGCCGGUAUCCUUCCACGGGAGAAAUGAUGGACUUUUUUGACAAUGAUUUCUACCAGGAAGGUUUUCUUAUAAAGGAGGUGAACAUUGCUACCAUGCUGACAACAGAUGACGUAAACCCGACGCUGGAUGAGAUCAAUCGCUUUUCGUCUGUUGCAGAAGAAGAUGGCGAACAUAGUGCUGAAGAUAUGCUGGCUUCUGUCGAAGCUGAUGAUUGGAAAAAUAAGGUCGAGCUCACUAAAGGUGAUACGGUACGUGUAAUUGAGGGUGACCUGAUUAACCUCAUGGGUGUCGUGCUGAAUACUAACACAGCCAACGACACCGUCCGUGUCAUGCCGCUUCACGAAGAAAUUAAGGAUACGAUCUUGGACUUUCAGCUAAAACAGCUUAUGAAGUACGUGAAGGUUGGUGAUCACAUUAAGGUGAUAUCUGGCAUGUAUUCGGGCGAGACUGGCACGGUCGUAGCAGUGGAUGAUAGCGAAGGUGCUCCUGUUGCUGUUGUGCUUGUGGAUAGUAUGGCGCGUGAAAUCCAAGUGCGCGUUCGCGAUUUACAGGAGUCGGCUGAGAUCUCCCAAGGAUUGGAUUCAUACAAGGGUAAAGAGCUUUACGACCUUGUUGCUCUUGCACAUGGUGACGUGGGCGUGAUUACGCAUGUCGGGCGUGAGGGCUUUACAGUACUUUGUCAGAAUGGUCAAUCUAGGGUUAUCUCCGAUCAGGAAGUGCAGCGUAAGAUACAAUCUUCGCGCACAACAGCAGCACUGGACAAGAAACACAACCACGUUAGUGUUGGGGAAAUGGUUAAUGUUGUGGAAGGAACGUUUUCAGGCCACAGUGGAACGGUGAAGCAUAUUUAUCGGACAUAUCUUUUCGUUCACAAUAAUCGCAUCACGACCAACUCGGGUAUCUUUGUGACACGUGCGCGUGGCGUUAUCCUGUCAGGAAGUAAGGCGCGUUCGGAUAUGAUUACGAAGUCAACGGUGCCUCGAAUGGAUGCUGGAAUGCGUCAGCAGAAUCAGCGAGGUGGCAGAAACCCGCGUGAAUCCGAAUUGAUCGGACAGACGGUGAAGGUGAAAAAAGGGCGCUGGAAAGGCUACAUUGGUAUUGUUGUAGAUGAAAGCGAUCAAAAGGUCAAAGUGGAAAUUCAUUGCAAAGCAAAGGUUGUGGAUAUUGAUCGAAUACAUAUCAGCGUUGCUGGCACGCGUGAAGGUGGAGUGGUGGACAAGCCUCGCUAUGCAGGAACUCCGAUGACUGGCACUACGCCGCUUCCGUCGCAGACACCACUUCACGGAAGUGCGAUGACUCCUAUGGCAACACCACUGCAUCGUGGAAUGAGUACUCCGCAAUCAUCCGGACGCGCUGGUGAGGCAUGGAAUGUUGCGAAUGAUGAUGCACUGCUAGAAACGCAGAUGAAUCAGGAAAAGGAUAUUACCCACGCUACUAGCUUCGGCACACCAUUGGAACCUGCUGCGCCGUCGAGUGAUAUGUCGAGAAGCCGCUAUUCAAACCCGACGACGAUGAUAGCCCCGCGCUCUCCAAGUGGAGAUGGCAUGAUGCCUGUAACCCCAGCUGCAGACUCUACGACUCCUGGAGUGAACUCGACAUCUGGACUGCAGCCGAGGACUCCAGCCUACAUGAUGGGGCAUAACCCGACGACGCCCGGUCUGAAUCCGAUGACACCAGGUUUGAAUCCGACAACACCCGCACAUCUGUCUGCUUCCACACCUGGUAUGGGCCACGAGCCAAUGGGAAUGGAACCGAUGACUCCUGGCUUUAACCCUACGACACCUGGCUUGUCGGCGAUGACCCCUGGUCUUAACCCCGUGACUCCAGGAAUCAAUACUCCGGGAUACAACCACAAUCCAAUGACUCCUGGCUUCGGCGUGGCAACUCCCAUGGGUCGUAUGAACUCUGCUGCCACACCUGCAGCGACGCCUGGCAUGAUGGGAGGCAACGGGGUUCCUGUCACGCCUGCCUUCAACCAGGACGCAAACGACUCUGCGGGUGGACUUGCUAGCGGAGAAGUAACAUGGAAGAUGAAGGGCGUGGAGGUUGAAGUGAUCGUUGGUGAACAGAUUGGCAGAGUGGGCGCCAUUACCAGCGUGAGUGGUAGUUCGUGCUCACUCGAUGUAGAUGGUCGCGUGAUCACUGUGUCGUUAAACAGUGUGCGGCCGGUGAUGCCGGAGAAACAAGACACUGUGAUCAUCUUGUCAGGCGAUGAAGCAGGCACUAGGGGCUCGCUGAUCGGUACAGAUGCGUCUGAUGGUAUCGUCAAGGUUGAUGGCGGCUCCGAGAUUAAGAUUUACGCCAUCGCGUCGCUGGCCAAGAUAGCGCAGUAA
Messenger RNA from Peronospora farinosa, 3306 nucleotides. The record is from the annotation of a GenBank genome assembly. Lineage: Eukaryota; Oomycota; Peronosporomycetes; Peronosporales; Peronosporaceae.